Molecule: messenger RNA, 4458 nt
Organism: Papilio polytes (common Mormon)
Lineage: Eukaryota; Metazoa; Arthropoda; Insecta; Lepidoptera; Papilionidae
Product: zinc finger protein 521-like
Exons: 1
Coding region: 103-2841 (912 amino acids)
Biological process (GO): regulation of DNA-templated transcription
Molecular function (GO): RNA polymerase II cis-regulatory region sequence-specific DNA binding; DNA-binding transcription factor activity, RNA polymerase II-specific
Source: RefSeq, a predicted model, not a curated record
AGUUGUCAACUGUCAAACUUUUGUUAAAAAAAAAGUUUGCAAAUUAUUUGAAAAAGAAACAAUAUAUUCUAACAAAUGUAAUGUGAAAUUAAUUCAUCAAUAAUGACAACAGUCAGUGAAAAGGAAGACUUUAGCGAGAAUGAUAUUGAAUCGUUCACAUUGCCCGAAACCGUAUUAUGUGUGGAUACGAUAUGUCAUAUUUGUUCUGCUGAAUUUCUACAUGAUGAGGAUUUAAAAGUACAUUUAGUACAACAACAUGGCACUGAGCAGACAAAAUCUUGUCGUUUUUGCGCGUACAUAUACCCUAAUUUAGAGGAAUACGCGUCACAUAUCGUCAACGUUCAUGUACUCGAUUUAAAAUGCUGUAAAUACUGUUUACGUGUUUUUGCUCAAGGUAAAAAUGUUAAAGAACACGAAAAGAAGCAUUUAUCAUCUAAUUCGUCGUUUGAAUUGAGCUGUUCCAACUGUAAAUUGACUUUUAAAAGUAUAUCAAGUUUGGUCGACCAUGAGUGUUCGAUACACUCUGAUAUCCAAGAUGGGGUGGUAUUAAGAGAUUGUUAUUCCCUUCUAUCUUCAUUCUUAAACAUAAAUGCUCUUACAUUCUUCAAAUUUUUAGGAGAAAAACAAGAAUAUAGAUGUAUGAGUUGUGAUUUCUUCACCCAAGAUAUAGAGUAUUAUGUACAACAUUUGAACCAGAAAAACUGCAGAUGUUUAGUCUGUGAUAAUUGUUGUCAUGUUUUCAAAGAUUUUAAAAUGUUAAAAAAACAUUUGAAUACCAAUUCAUGUUCUACUGAAGAUUUUAAGUUGCCGUGUAAGAAAUGUUUUAAAAUGUUCACUUAUGAUAAUAUGGAAAAGCAUGUAAAAGCGUGUAAUGCGUUAAUAUGUCAUUCGUGCAAUGCUGUAUUUGAUUCGGUUAAGAAACGAGCUGAACAUCAAAGCAAAGUCCAUCCGAUGAUGUUUUCUAUCAAAGAAUGUAAAUACUGCCACCAAGAAUAUGUGGGUGAAGAAGCUUUACAAAAACAUAUGAAAAGAACGCAUGAUAAAAAACGCCAUCUCUUCAAAUACUUCUGUAUUUAUUGUGAAGAUACUAUAUUUGAUCAUCCCAAGAAAUUGUUUAAUCAUUUCUUCAAGAAGCAUAAGAAUUUGGAACCUUUUACGUGUAAAAUCUGCAAUGUAACAUUCAGAAUGCGCAAAAGUUUUACUUUGCACAUCAAAUUGAACCACCUAAGUGUUGGUAAUGUUAAAUUUGAUGAUAAAUAUCACGUGAUAUUUGAGAAAAAUGAUUUCUCAACUAAAAAUGAAAGCAAUAAUAAACAGAAUACAAUUAACAAAGAAACAGACGAAAUUGAGGCAAAUAAAAGUUCCGAGUCUUUGUUAGAAGAAGUAAAAUGUAAAAAAAGAAAAAGAGAAGUUGAGUUUGUUGUAUGCCCAACAGAAAAUGAAAGUGAUCAACCUGAUCUAAAAGAUAACAGAGGGAAGGUUAGAGAUAAAAUACUGCAAGGAGACAGUGAAGUCGACUUAGUUUUAUGUCCCACAGACAAAGAAACAAACCAACCAGAAGAACAGAAAGAAAGGAGAGUAAUUAAAAGAAAACGUAAAAUAAAAUAUAAAGAUAGUAAAGACUACGUUAAUUUGACGGUAGAUGGCUCUGAAGAUUCUGAUGAUGAACCACCAAUCAGGAAAAGAAAACGGGGGAAAAUGCGUGUGGAUAACACCAGGUUUCCCAAAUCGUUGGAUAGAUCUAAACAACUACAGAGGAAUAAAGAGAAAUUUACUUGCAGAACUUGCAAAAAAUAUUGUUACACAUACCAAAACUAUCAACAUCAUAUGACUCUACAUAAAAAAAAUCUAAACAAGAAAUGCAUAAAAUGUCCCAAAGUUUUUAAAACGACUGAACAAUUAAACCAACACAUAACUAAGAAACAUUCUACAUCGAAAUUAACGGAGACUUUAAAGAAUGUUCUAGAAAGACGUAAACAAACUAAACAUCCUACAGUAAUGAAGCCUAUUAUAAUAGAACGGAAACAAAUUAGUGAGAAAUUCGCUAAAACUAUCAAAAAAGUGAACAUCAAUUCUUGUGACACUUCUGUGAAAAUAAAACCUGUAAUAGACAAAUUAUCCGUAAGGAAAUUCAUUGAAAAUUUCACACCAGAUUCCAAUGGUAUUAAUUGUAAAGGAGACACAAUUUACAUCAACAACAGUCUCACAAUAAAACCGAUCAUAGCACCUAAUAAACCACCUUUUAUAAAACUAAUAAAAUCCCAACUAAAUCAACCAGAAUUCACGAAACUCAAACAACCAGAGAGAUUUAAAACCGAAAAUAACAAAACAUAUUCUGUAUCUAUUAAAAUAGCUGAUCCAGAUGCUAAACCAAAAAUGAAUUUCGAUCCAACGCAAGAAAUUCAUGAACAAGCAGAAGAAACUAACGAAGACUCAAUGGAUCGUAUUCCAGAUGUCGCAGAAGAAGUAAUGUUAGACGAUACUAUAGAACCAAAACCAACAGACACUAAAGAUUUAUCAAAUGUUUUUGAAUAUUCCUUUGCACAUUUUACACAACAAUCACCGUAUUACAAGAUAGUUAAACUUAAAGAUAUGGUAACGAAUGUACCAAAUGAAUUAGAAGAGAAACUAAUAAAACUACCUGAUGGUACUAAACUUGUGAAUGUCAAUCCUUUGGCACAUCUUCUAGAAGGAAGGGAUAUAGAUUUAAAAAGAAACAAAUAUUAUAAACCGAAAUUAAGUGAUAUUGCGAAGGCGGUAGCGAGUGCUUUAACAAAAACUCCAACGAAAAAGCCGAAAGCAAAGAAACCGAAAACAUCUAAGGUAGUAAAUGAACAAUAGAUUUACACUAUAACAAUGUAAUAUUAAAUUUAGCGGUUUUUUAACAUAAGGAGGCAAACGAGCAAGCGGCCACCUGAAUCCGCCAAAAUGGCGAAGCGACCGCUGCCCAGACAUCUGCAAUUGCAGAUGAGUUGCCUACCCUUAUGCGACAGAGGAAACGCACAUGAAGAGAAGAUCUCGCCUUCCUAUGUAUCUCCUCUGUAAAAUCCACUUCCCCUUUCCAUCCUCUCCUUAUAAAAAAAGGGUGGUAAAGAGAAAGGGACUUAAAUUAGGCCUCCAGGUAAAUAAAUUAGAAGAAAUCCUCAACGAAGAUCGUUAUUGUUAGCAAAUGAUAAUUCGUCUUAUAAGAUUUUUGAUUUGCUCUUUUUCCAGAAACAUUAAAUUUAAUAAGCUAAGAAGCUUUUAGUAUAUGAGAUUGGUAAAGAAAUUGAAUAUUUUGUUUUAAAAUAUAUUAAGGCACUUAUUAAACUAACGUAGUACAUAGAUUAAUUUAAAAAAAAAAUUAGGGCGUAGUUUUUAUUUUGGUGACCCUCAAACUUGCUAUACUAUGUAAAUUGUAGAUUUCUGUUUUGUAGAGCGUUGUCCUUGUCUAUGUUUACUGUUCUACUCUUUCCCGUGUUAAUUACGAAUUUUGUUGAUUUUAAAUUGUUUUCUUCAGUCUCCUAAAGCAUCGUAGAUUUUAUCUUUAUAGCCGGCGUAUUCUGAAGAAGAUUCUAGAAAAUAAACCCUAUCGUUCUCCUUUCUAAGGACUUUUUUGUUUUUCUUCUUUUUAGCGUUGUAUUUACUUCUUUGUGUCGCUUUCUCAGGGGAAUCUUUAACUUCUUCGGAUAAUUUAAUAUCUUCCAUAUCUUUAGAUUCAGUAAUAAUUGCAGUGUCGUUAAUGUUUAUUUCGUCUGAUUCGUUAUUAAUAAUUUGUUCAGAAUCUUGUACAGGCUCGUUUUCUUUUUCUUCUGUAGUCUCUGCUAUCUUUUUAAUCGGUUUUUUGUUUUUAUUGUUUUCUUUUUCCUCGUAACUGACGCUGUCGCUUAUUGAUUUCUCUUUCGACAAUUUACUUUUUUCAACUAAUUUUUGUUUAUUGUUACCUUUUCGUUUUUUCUUCUUAUUUAAAUUGACUUCAGUUGAUAUAUUUGCGAUAGAAUUUUCUAUACUUAUCGAAUCUUCUUGAGAUGCAUUAGUCUUAUUAUUGGAUUUAUUUUUAACGAAUUUAACGUAUUUUAGACUUAAAUUAUCGAAUGAAUCACGAUUGAUAAUCGAUUUUACGAAAUCAUCGUCGAACAUUGAUUUUGGAAAUAAAUCUUGUGUUGUAACAUUUUUUUCGAAAGAAUUUCGAUAACUUACUUCGUUUUUAAUUUUAUUGCUUGUGGACUUGCUUCGAUUUUGCAUGUCUUUAAUUUUCUCUACAGCCUUGUCGGCAAUUUUGUUUGCCAGUUCGUCAAAUUUAUCAGAUUUGAGUAAUUUAUCGAUUAUAUCAUCGAUGUUUGGAUUGUCAUCGAUUUGUAACGUCGAAAUUAAAAUGUUUGAAGGAAAGUAAACACUUAAUGUACCUAGAGAAAGCAAAAUGGGAUAAUUUUAUAAUAUUGUAAAUAAGAACGAAUAAAUUUUUUUAUGGAUUUUAAA